Exaiptasia diaphana is the source of this 1682-nucleotide messenger RNA. RefSeq names its product flavin-containing monooxygenase FMO GS-OX-like 8. Gene Ontology annotation, molecular function: N,N-dimethylaniline monooxygenase activity; NADP binding; flavin adenine dinucleotide binding. The transcript has 5 exons. The record is from RefSeq and is a predicted model, not a curated record. Bases 148 to 1530 code for a protein of 460 amino acids. Lineage: Eukaryota; Metazoa; Cnidaria; Anthozoa; Actiniaria; Aiptasiidae.
ACCCCAAAGCCUUUGCACACAAGUACAAGAGUAGAUCUCUUAUUCGAUAAUAACCUACAUAAUCGACGAAAGGGUAAUACAACACAGACAGACAAUCUAAGGAAAAGCAAGGGACAAUCAUAGCACACUCAAACAAGUAAAUAAACGAUGACUAAUAAGAAGAAGAGAAUAUGUGUGAUUGGAGCUGGACCAAGCGGGAUGUCAGUCUUAUAUCAUUAUAAUAAACUAAAACAACAAGGAAAAGCCGCCUCUCAGAUUGUGUGCUACGAUAAACAGUCUGACUGGGGUGGUCUCUGGUUGUACUCCUGGGAGACUGGUUUUGAUCAAUAUGGCGAACCCGUGCACGGUAGUAUGUAUAGAGGUCUGUGGUCCAACGGACCGAAAGAGUGCGUGGAAUACCCAGACUAUACAUUUGAAGAUCAUUUUAAAAGGGCUAUUCCGUCUUAUCCUCCUAGAGAAGUUUUGUUUGACUACUUGAAAGGUCGUUGGUCGCAAAGCGAUCUCCGUCAAUGGAUCAAAUUCAACCAUGUUGUCCGCCAUGUCACCUACAAUGAUGACACUGAUGACUUCUCAGUUGUGGUUAGAAAUAUGCCAGAGGACAAAGACCUCCCAACUCAGAGAUUUGACUACGUCAUCGUGGCUUGUGGUCACUACUCUGUGCCUAACAUACCAUACUUCGAGGGCAUUGAUCAAUUUCCAGGUAGACUCAUUCACUCCCAUGACUUUAGAAAUGCAUCUCAGUACAAAGAUAAUGUGGUGUUAGUUCUUGGAUCAAAGUCCUCAGCAGAAGACAUGGCAACACAAAUUAUCAAAUAUGGUGCUAAGAAGGUCUUCAUUAGCUACAGAACGAUGCCAAUGGGAUUCAAAUGGCCUCCAGAGAUUGAAGAAAGACCACUUGUUACCAGUAUCCAAGGCAACACUGUCCACUUCAAAGAUGGCAGUAGUGCAGWGGUUGACUCCAUCAUCCUAUGCACUGGGUACMUUCACAAAUUUCCUUUUAUGGAAGAACGUCUUUGUCUGAAAACAAAGAAUGUUUUGUAUCCUCCAGGCUUGUACAAAGGUAUUCUAUGGUGCCAUGGUGGUAAUAACAAGGUCAUGUAUAUUGGCAUGCAGAAGCAGGUAUAUACCUUUACUAUGUUUGAUGCACAAGCAAAAUGGAUAAUGAGUUACAUCAGUGGUGAUCUCAAACUCCCUGAUAGAAAGCUUAUGUGGAAAGAUAUCAACACUUGGACGGAAAGAAUGAACGGAUUGAAGACAGACAAGAAGGAGGCAGUCAUGYUCCAGACUGAUUACAUAUGUGAUGUUGGAGAAGAUUGCAAGUAUGGCUACGAUAUUGGAGUAAAUGAUUUAUUMUUUGAAUGGAAUCACAACAAAAAAGUCGACAUCCUGACAUACAGAGAUAAGAGCCAUGUUAGUAAAUUCACUGGAGUCAAGUCCAUCACCCACCACACUGCGUUCAUGGAAGCUUUCGAUGACUCACUGGAAACAUUCGUCAAAAACCAGGAUCCGGAAAAUUUGAGUUGCCAUUAACAACACAUAUAAAUGAAUAAUUAACAAAGUAAUUUUAAAUAUUGCAAAUGACUUAGGAUUUAAGAUUUCUCUGUACGUAGGAUUCAUAUUCGAUUACACACUGCUUGUUAAAACAUUUGAAAAGAGUGAUACUCAAAUAAAAAAAUCGUGUC